UCUAGAUAACUCCUAUGACAGUUCUUAUAUGCUUGUAUGCUCUUGAAAUAAUUAACUCAGGACUACAUUUAACCCACUUGUCAGACUUUAAACUGCAUUGCAAUGAUAUCAUGUCAGAGAGUAAAAGUCUUUGAGUUCAUUGGUUCAUUUAAAUCAUGCCAGUGACCAUUCAAAACUCACUCCCCUUUUGUCUAGUUUUGAGGCCCCACCUCUUUUGAAAACAUUGCCAGCCCUCUUAAAUGUAUCAUAUUUCUGUAGUCUGCUGUAUGAAUGUUAGAAGGAUGGUGAGAGCACUGACUGUUCCCGCUCUGGGGCUUCUAGCUUUGCUAUGCUUGUUCUCCUCGGAGCCCGUGCAGGCUGGAAAGGUGCUUGUCGUGCCAGUGGAUGGCAGCCACUGGUUGAGCAUGAAGAUCCUGGUGGAAGAGCUUUCUCGGAGGGGACAUGAGAUGGUAGUCCUGGUCCCUGAAACCAGUGUUCUGAUUGGGAAGUCUGGUAAUUACACCACUAAGUCUUUUCGUGUGCCGUACACCCUUGCUGAUCUGAAGGACAACUUGGACAACAUAGAGAAGAAUGCAUUUGAGAAGCCUCCAAAAUUGACUGAUAUUGUUGAGAAUGUAGGGAACCUGAUUCAGUUCUUGAAUAUGCAGGUGAAAGCCUGUGAAGGGCUGCUGUAUGACGAGUCCCUGAUGAAGAGUCUUAGCGAAACAGGAUUUGAUGUUGUGCUCACUGAUCCUUUCCUGCCCUGUGGCACAAUCAUUGCCGAUUCGUUCUCGAUUCCCUCCGUUUACUUCCUGCGAUUGAUUCCCUGUUUGCUUGAUGAGGCAGCCACCCAGUGCCCCUCACCUCCAUCUUUUGUCCCACGCUUCUUCACUGGUUUCUCGGAUAAGAUGACUUUCCAUCAAAGAGUAGAAAACACGCUUAUGACAGUUUUUGAAGCUUUCCUUUGCCGCAAGCUGUUUGCUGGCACUGAUGAACUGGCCAGUAGAUAUCUGCAGAAGGACACUACAUACAAAGAGCUAUUAAGUCACGGUGCAGUCUGGCUUUUUAGAUACGACUUUACCUUUGAAUUCCCCAAACCACAAAUGCCAAACAUGGUCCAAAUAGGGGGCAUCAACUGUGCUAAGAAGGGUCCACUGACAAAGGAGCUGGAGGAGUUUGUGAAUGGUUCUGGAGAGCAUGGGUUUGUGGUCUUCACUCUUGGCUCCAUGGUGUCACAGUUACCCGAGGCCAAAGCCAGAGAGUUCUUUGAGGCUUUUAGGCAGAUACCUCAGAGGGUGCUAUGGAGGUACACUGGACCAGUCCCUGAAAAUGCUCCAAAGAAUGUCAAACUGAUGAAGUGGCUGCCACAAAAUGAUCUCUUGGGCCAUCCUAAGGUUAAGGCUUUUAUUACACAUGGUGGAUCACAUGGAAUCUAUGAAGGAAUCUGUCAUGGGGUGCCAAUGGUGAUGCUUCCUCUGUUUGGAGACCAAGGGGAUAACGUUCAUCGCUUAGUGUCUCGAGGAGUUGCAGAAACCCUGAGUAUCUAUGAUCUGACCUCAGAAAAACUACUGGUUGCAUUGAGAAAAGUCAUCAAUGACAAAAGCUACAAGGAGAAGAUGACAGAGCUUUCAGCUAUUCAUAGAGACCGUCUCAUUGAGCCUCUGGACCUGGCUGUGUUCUGGACGGAGUUUGUUAUGAGACACAAAGGGGCAGCGCAUCUCAGACCUGCAGCCCACGAGCUGAACUGGAUUCAGUAUCAUUCUCUGGAUGUCAUUGGCUUUCUCAUUCUCAUUCUAGUGACUGUUAUUUUUGUGACUGUCAAAAGCUGCAUGUUCUGUUUCAGGAAAUUCUUCAAGAAAACUCAGAAAAAGAAGAAGGAGUAGAUAUAUUAAGACAAUUUUUCAAAUGUAGGGCCCUAUGAAUUUCCCGAGUAAAUAGUAUUUUUUGCCAUUUAGUAUUCACAUACACUAGUCCAUAAUGCAGUCUGAUUGAAGUAUACUGACAUGCAUUUGAUUUAUUCAUUCAAAUUUGGACAAAUUCCUUGACAUUCCUCGUUAUACAGUAAACUUCUGUUGUGUAGCACUUUGAAUGUACAAAAUUAUAGGGUUUAUUUAAUUUCAUU
This is a messenger RNA of Sinocyclocheilus grahami, 2101 nucleotides long. RefSeq names its product UDP-glucuronosyltransferase-like. The record is from RefSeq and is a predicted model, not a curated record. Gene Ontology annotation, molecular function: UDP-glycosyltransferase activity. Lineage: Eukaryota; Metazoa; Chordata; Actinopteri; Cypriniformes; Cyprinidae. Bases 240 to 1862 code for a protein of 540 amino acids. The transcript is spliced from 6 exons.